Pangasianodon hypophthalmus (striped catfish) is the source of this 2522-nucleotide messenger RNA. It is a transcript of the gene cpa6, whose product is annotated as carboxypeptidase A6. Gene Ontology annotation, molecular function: metallocarboxypeptidase activity; zinc ion binding. Lineage: Eukaryota; Metazoa; Chordata; Actinopteri; Siluriformes; Pangasiidae. The transcript is spliced from 11 exons. Gene Ontology annotation, biological process: proteolysis. Bases 199 to 1506 code for a protein of 435 amino acids. The record is from RefSeq and is a predicted model, not a curated record.
UGCGAGUCGCACGCGCUUUAAAAGUCGAGAUGAGCGCGCGAUGUUCCCCACCUGAGCGAUUUCACACCUCAGCAGCGCGAGCAGGAGCCAGACAGCGCCAGAGCAGGGAGCGUCUCCUCUCCUCCCUCCACGAGGAUGUGGAGAAUGUGAAGAACCUGCAGCAACGCGCUUUCCUUUUUCCCUCUUUAUUACUUUAACAUGGCAUCGGGAGUUAAGAGCGCGUGCGCUGCUGCGCUUCUCCUCGCGUGGAUUGUGCUUUCUAAUCCCGCGAGCGCCUACCUCUACAACAACCGCUAUGUCGGUGAUCAGGUUCUGAGAAUAAUUCCCAGCAGUCCCGGGGAGCUCCAUUAUCUCAAACAGCUUUUUCAGAACAUGACGGUGGACCUCUGGCAGCCCAGCAGCUCUAACCUUAUCCACGAGGGCAAAGCUGUAGACGUCCAUGUGGGACGAGACAGGACAGCACGUCUCAAAAAUCUGCUUAGACGGGCGCACAUUCAGCAUGAACUGCUUAUUACUGAUGUACAGAGGGAAAUGGAGAAACAGACGGGGUAUCGGUCAAACAGAAAGCGCCGAUCAGUGUUCCAGUACGAUUAUGAAGUGUAUCAUCCUCUGGAGGAGAUCCAGAGUUGGAUGUUUGAAAUGAACCGGACACACCCACACCUGGUGGACCUGUUUUCUAUUGGACGGUCCUACGAAGGACGGCCUCUUUAUGUGCUCCAGUUAGGAAACCGAGUUCGGACCAGUAAGAAGGCCGUGUGGAUGGACUGCGGUGUUCAUGCGCGGGAAUGGAUCGGCCCUGCCUUCUGUCAGUGGUUUGUGAAGGAAGCUUUGAACUCCUAUCAGCACGACUCCAGCAUGAGGCGACUGCUAAAGCAGCUGAACUUCUACAUCAUGCCCGUCUUCAACGUGGAUGGAUAUCACUACAGCUGGAAAAGUGAUCGCUUUUGGAGGAAAACCCGAUCCAAAAAAGCCAAGUACCACUGCCGUGGUGUCGAUGCCAACCGAAACUUUAAAGUGAAGUGGUGCGAAGAAGGCGCCUCCACACACCCUUGUGACGACACCUACUGUGGCCCGUUCCCCGAGUCCGAGCCCGAGGUGAAGGCCGUCUCCAGGUUCCUGCGCAAGCACAAGAAACACAUGAGGGCUUAUAUAUCCAUCCACGCCUACGCUCAGAUGCUCCUCUAUCCUUACUCCUACAAAUAUGGCACCAUCCCUAAUUUUGACUGUGUGGAAACAGCAGCUCAGAGUGCUGUGAGUGCCCUUUACUCCGCAUACGGAGUCAGAUACAGAUACGGCCCUGCCUCCACCACACUGUACGUAAGCUCAGGAAGCUCUAUCGACUGGGCCUACAAGAAUGGCAUCCCCUAUGCUUUCGCCUUCGAGCUGCGUGAUACAGGUCAUUACGGUUUCCUCUUGCCAGAGGCCCUGAUUGGUCCCACCUGCACCGAGACUAUGAGGGCAGUAAGGGCCAUCGCCUCGGGCCUGCUGAAGAAAUGCGCCGGAUGAAGAAAUAUCACUCUGCUCCUCUCUCUCUCUCUCUGUCUCUUUCUCUAUCCUUCCCUGUGUGCCCCGAGCUCCAGCUCUGAGCGCUAACCUGUGCAUGCUGGCUGUUUCCACCAUGCCAAAAUAUGCUACGUGUAUGUCCAGGAAAGCUGACGCUGGAAUAAUGCGCUGGAGAUUUGGCUGGAGAACUUAAUGUUGCUUUGCAAAAAAAAAAACAAACCUGUAUACUUAAUAAUUUCUAUCAUGCAGCGAUUUUAGUGCCUGUACCUCAUCAUCAGUUGUCAGCGAAAUGUAAUGUUGCCUUAAAUCGAUGCACUUUUUGAGAAGUGUCUCUGUUUGUGAAACCUAGUACAGCUGUCGAGACAAAACCAGACCACUUUGAGCACUUGCCAAAAUAAGAACCUCACGUCAAUACAGUAUGUAAGAACACAGACCAAAGAGUGUAAAUAUUGUAUACUUGUUUUCUAUAUACAUAUAUUUUUUAUAAUCUCUGGAUGUCUAUGUAACAGAACUAAAUCUAGACUGUAGCUGGGUUUAAUGUGAAAUAAGCUGAAAUGAUCCUUAUUGUAUUACAGUUAUGUGAUAUGUAAUAAAUGUGUAUUAUACUAUAUACUAUAACUUUUUGGUUAGAUUUUCUUUUUAAAAAAACUAGCCUUAAUGAUAUUUUUACAGGGUACUUAAGCAGAGGUGAGAAGUGACAAAAGUAGAAUUACUUUUGUUACUGUACUUAAUAAUAACAUUAACGUUAGCUAACGUUACUUAAUAAUAACUUACUGUACUUAAUAAUAAUAAUAAUGCUAUAAAAUUUUGUUUAUUUUUGGUUUUCGUUUUCAUUCCUGUUCGGCUCAUUUCGAUUUCUAAUCCCUGAUUUAAAUUCCUAAUUUUAACAGAUGUAAGAGCAAGAAUGAGACCCAAUCACUUGUAUUGUAACAGCCAGCUAUUAGCAUUCAAAUAGUUUAUAUGGUUAUUAUCAUCCUAGCUAAGAUUUAAGGAAUUAGCAAUAAAGCUGUUGUUCGUUA